GUGUUUAUGUUGACGUUUUAUGUUGUUAUUUUAAUUUAUUUUGAUAUUUUCUGACAUGUCGUUGAUAUAUUUGAGAAUUGAAAAAAGUAUUUGGACAAUCUGGCUAUCUUUCUAACUAUACAAUCAAUUAAAAUACACCAUUAUAGUCAAACAAACAGCUUCGGUCCAUGCUAGGUUUACAUUACCGUUAACUCGCUGUUUGUUUACGUUAUGCGACAGACGUAGCAAGCUAACUUACUCAACAACAUGUCUCAGUUGCCAUUAGGAUUUCUCGCUGUAUGAUAAUCGCCAUUGUGGUAGUGAAUGCGAUAGAGUCCCAGUCUAGGUAUGGAGCAGUGUGCGUGUGUGGAGCGGGAGCUGGAGAAGGUGCUCCAUAGGUUCGUCAUGUACGGACACCAGUCAGAGGAACGUCUGGACGAACUACUACGUAGUGUCUGUGAGCUACGGGGACAGCUGGUUACAUUCGGGGUACAAGAUGCAGAUCUUUCGGUGCUGUCGCAGACCAUGGCCCAGUGUUGUAAGAACAUUAAAGAAACGGUACAGCUGCUGGCCUCCAGACACAAGGACAUCCACGGCAGUGUCUCCAAAGUGGGCAAAGCUAUCGACAGGAACUUUGAUGCAGAGGUGAGUGCAGUGGUGGCAGAGACCGUGUGGGACUCACCUGAGAGACAGAAGUACCUGAGUGAGACCAUUGUGGAACACCUGUACAGACAAGGCAUGCUGAGCGUGGCAGAGGACCUAUGUCAGGAGUCUGGAGUAGUGAUUGACAUGAGCAUGAAGCAGCCGUUCUUGGAACUCAACAGGAUCCUGGAGGCCUUGAGGAUGCAGGACCUCAGACCAGCACUAGAGUGGGCAGUAACAAACCGGCAGCGCCUGCUGGACCUGAACAGUACCCUGGAGUUCAAGCUGCACCGCCUCUACUUCAUCAGCCUGUUAAACGGAGGCAUCACCAACCAGCUGGAGGCGCUACAGUACGCCAGGCACUUCCAGCCCUUCGCCUCACAGCACCAGAGAGACAUCCAGAUCCUCAUGGGUAGUCUGGUGUACCUGCGGCACGGCAUAGAGAACUCUCCCUACCGCUCUCUGUUAGAGACCAACCAGUGGGCUGACAUAUGUAACAGCUUCACCAGGGACGCCUGCGCUCUGCUGGGGCUAUCUGUAGAGUCACCUCUCAGUGUCAGUUUUGCGUCAGGCUGCAUGGCUCUGCCCGUCCUGAUGAACAUCAAACAGGUGAUUGAACAGAGACAGUGUAGUGGAGUCUGGACACACAAGGACGAGCUGCCCAUUGAGAUCGACCUGGGGAAGAAGUGCUGGUACCACUCUGUGUUCGCCUGCCCCAUCCUCCGACAGCAGACGUCAGAGAGCAACCCUCCCAUGAAGCUCAUCUGUGGACACGUCAUCUCCAGAGACGCCCUCAACAAACUCACCAACGCUGGAAAACUGAAAUGUCCCUACUGUCCCAUGGAGCAGAACCCGUCAGAUGCCAAGCAGAUCUUCUUUUGAUCCCCCCUCCUGUUUCCUGAAACCCCCUGGAAACCCCCAGGCAAACUGGAGCUCCUUUGAGCUACAGUAGCGACCUGCUACCCCAGGACCCCUGUAAAUCCCCCAUCCUACCUCCUGAGAGAGAGCGAUCUCAAAAGGAUCAUUCAUUCAUUGACAGUCAUUUGCAGCUGCCCGCAGAACUUACUAUAGGCUAAUUCUUGUUAAGGAUGUGAUGAUGCGUUAUCAUGGGGUAUCAAGUUGAGUUGUAGAGUUUUUGGACGACUGCUCUGUUCCUUAUUUCUUUCCUCUAUAUAUCCAUCUGUAGGCUUUCCUCAGAACACAGAAUCCUCUAUAUAUCCAUCUGUAGGCUUUCCUCAGAACACAGAAUCCUCUAUAUAUCCAUCUGUAGGCUUUCCUCAGAACACAGAAUCCUCUAUAUAUCCAUCUGUAGGCUUUCCUCAGAACACAGAAUCCUCUAUAUAUCCAUCUGUAGGCUUUCCUCAGAACACAGAAUCCUCUAUAUAUCCAUCUGUAGGCUUUCCUCAGAACACAGAAUGGUCGGUUGAAUGGAUGUUAGGUGAUGUGACAUGGUUUUUAGGAAGUUGUCUGAUUUCAGGAGAGUAUUUAAACUUCUAUAUUACAGAGGUAAAGCUAAGUGGCCUCUGAGAAAGUAUAUUCACAUAUAUAUUUUAUUGAGAGGUUGUGAUUGGCUGAUAGGUUGAGGUGACCGUGGUUACAGUUUGUGAAUGGAACACUGAUUGUAAAAAAAAAAAAAAAAAAAAAUCUUGCCUAUUGGCUAUGAUGUAAUAAAGGCUGAUUGGUUGAAAGUCACUAUGGGUUACAGUACAUGUAUGUGUGAUGAUCAGCAGUUGUGAUCAUGGAGAGGUCGAUGGUCAAUUGGCUGAUUGAUUUUGCAACUGCCUCCAAUAACAAUAAUUUUCCUGUUUCUCGUUCUGUGUAGGCCGAUGUAUUUAACAAAAACAAAUUAUACUACUGUGAAGUCUGAUUUUGUUUUUAUUUAUCAUCGCUAGAAUCAAGUCUCCUGUAAAAUAGUGAAACCUUAAGUAACUUUAUACCUUUUUAUGAAAUAUAAUUCUGCCACAAAAUAGCAACAUCAGUAUUGGAUCCAUGAUCAAAUCCUUCUUGAACCAAACGGAUAGCUCUGUCCAUGAAAUGGUGAUGUCAUACCAGCCCAUGAAAUGGUGAUGUCAUACCAGCCCAUGAAAUGGUGAUGUCAUACCAGCCCAUGAAAUGGUGAUGUCAUACCAGUCUAUGAAAUGGUGAUGUCAUAACAGCCCAUGAAAUGGUGAUGUCAUACCAGUCCAUGAAAUGGCGAUGUCAUACCAGCCCAUGAAAUGGUGAUGUCAUACCAGCCCAUGAAAUGGUGAUGUCAUACCAGUCUAUGAAAUGGUGAUGUCAUACCAGCCCAUGAAAUGGUGAUGUCAUACCAGCCCAUGAAAUGGUGAUGUCAUACCAGCCCAUGAAAUGGUGAUGUCAUACCAGCCCAUGAAAUGGUGAUGUCAUACCAGUCCAUGAAAUGGUGAUGUCAGCAAGGUCUGCACCAGCAUAUCUUUAACAGCCGACCCAUGGUAGCAGUCAGCCAUUAUAUCAACUCUGCACUGAUCUCCAGUCAGAAUGAAUGAUGGUAACAGGUCCCUAUUUGUGCGUACACAUUUCUUUUGUGUUUAGUUGACAUUUUAUUUCCUGCUUUUGGUUGACAAUCAUUCACCUCCUUUCCCAGAAUACAUUAAGAUCUGUUAUGGCUUCUUCUUUGGGUUCUUUUUCUUUUCCAGCAGUCAGAGUUAUUGAGUUGUCUGAUAGGUUUGCCUUUUACCUGCUUCUUUAUUCAACUUUUAUUGUACAUAUUUAUUCUCUAACAUGUUUCAUAUACUUGCAUCUUGAAAUGGAAUAAAAACUUUAUACUCCAA
Messenger RNA from Oncorhynchus gorbuscha (pink salmon), 3410 nucleotides. Its product is annotated as E3 ubiquitin-protein transferase RMND5B-like. Gene Ontology annotation, cellular component: GID complex; cytoplasm; nucleus. The record is from RefSeq and is a predicted model, not a curated record. Gene Ontology annotation, molecular function: ubiquitin protein ligase activity; protein binding. Bases 328 to 1503 code for a protein of 391 amino acids. The transcript has 10 exons. NCBI's taxonomy places the organism in Eukaryota, Metazoa, Chordata, Actinopteri, Salmoniformes, Salmonidae. Gene Ontology annotation, biological process: proteasome-mediated ubiquitin-dependent protein catabolic process.